Drosophila albomicans is the source of this 9694-nucleotide messenger RNA. It is a transcript of the gene cv-c, whose product is annotated as rho GTPase-activating protein 7. The transcript is spliced from 16 exons. NCBI's taxonomy places the organism in Eukaryota, Metazoa, Arthropoda, Insecta, Diptera, Drosophilidae. Bases 1363 to 8535 code for a protein of 2390 amino acids. Gene Ontology annotation, biological process: actin cytoskeleton organization; signal transduction; regulation of Rho protein signal transduction. Gene Ontology annotation, molecular function: lipid binding; GTPase activator activity. The record is from RefSeq and is a predicted model, not a curated record.
GUCGGCAACCGCUUGCCAAGCUAAACAGACGUGCAGACGGGUCGUGAGAUUGUGUCGCUGAUUGCCAAUCGGAGUCUACGAUUUAUGAAUGAGCGUCGCGCAGCGUGAGACAGACAUUCAAUUCCCAUAAAAAAAACAAAAAGCAGCAAACGCAGCUGACGACGAGAACGUAAACGUGAACGAAAUUACAAAACAAAAUCGAGAAAAAUACUUCUUAUAUACGAUAAACAACAAGACCCACAUACAAACAAAUACACACAAACACAGAAUAACAAAACACACUAAACAAAACGAUAGCCGAGGGUAAAAGUUUAUUAAGAAAGAAAACGUUUGUUUUGCUCCAGCAACAACAACAACAAGUCGAAAAAACGAGCACGGAAAUUGCAAUUGCAAAGAAAACAAACGUUUCGAUUGUCAAAGACGCGGCAAAUAUUCGCGGUUUUAUUUUUUUCGGCUUUGCAUUUCACACACACACAUAUUACCCCGCUCUCUCUGUCUCUCUUUCUAUCACCACAUCUUGCUUGUUGCAUUUGUGUAGUAUUUCGUGUGCAUAACAAACCAGGAAAAAGUUACAGCACAAAUACGAAUAUAAAGCUAAAUAGUGCGUAAAAAUCUGUUUUCUGUGCGAUUCGCUUCGAUUCGGUUGCGUUGUGUGUGUGUGGGGGAGUAAGUGGUAGUGUAUCUGUGCGAGGUGCGUAUGCGGGAGCGUGUGCGUGUGUGAGAGUGUUAGUGCGCUGAAUAGAAUGAGAAGCGCGGAGAGCGCCUCGCGUGUGUUUUUGUUGCUGCUUUAGAUUACCAAAUUCUCGCACGAAAAAACAUGUCGAAAUUGAAAUUGAAAUUAAAUUGUUGAAAACGAGCGCUAAGCAACCACAACAACAACAACAACAACGACAGCAGCAAUUUUGUAAGUGCGUGAAAAGUGAAAAGUGUUAUCGGAAAAACACACAUUCGUGGCCAAAAAAAAUCAGUAAUCAAAUUGAGUGAAUUUCAAAUCAAGAAUAAUACAUAUUUUGUAUUUUUGUGCAACGAAACUUGAGUUUCUUAUUGAGAUAAAACGACCGCCUCUCUUUCGCUGCUCUAUCGUUCAACUCUAACUGCCGCUCUCGCUCUCUCGCAUUAAAGAUUCGAGACGUUUUUCCGUGGAUUAAGGUGCAUUUCAUUUAACUUUGCAGCAGGCGGUCAAUUGCGUAUAAUUUAGUUGAGUUGAAAUUGUCUGCCGCAUUUCUUCAUACCCACGUCGCAUGUCAAUCAUACGCAACGUUGUGCAAAGCAAAAACAUUUGAAGUGGAAGUCAACAACUGGGAGUAAAAUCUGCAUGAAAAUUGCAACCAAAAAAGAAUCACACUCCAUGGCCAUACAACAAUGUCCAAUGCUCGCGAGCUGGCAUUGAUAGAGAAAUGGGCUGACAUUGCAACGCCGCCGACGCCGACGCUGCCAACAUCGCUAUCGCCAACAUCGCCGAGCACCAUCAUCAAGUUCUGCUGUUGUCCACAGCGCAGGCGCUACACAUUGAAGCAGCCGAAAUACAAGUCGACGGCCAAUACGCUGCAUGCUCGCAAUAUAUUCGUUGAUAACGAUUUUACAUAUAUUGAUGAUGUGCCACGCGCCAACAACAAGAGCAACAACAAGAGCAACAGUAGCAACAGCAACUUUAGCAACAAGCGACGCCAAGAUUGCGACAAAGAUUACGAUUGCAAUGAUUAUGAUGAUGCCGUUGAUGAUGAUGAGGCAAAUGAUAUCGCAGAGAUCUCAGGCGGCAACGACGGAAAUGUGGCGCUGAUAUUAAUAAAUCAACGAAAUGUGCCUGAACAAUGGCGGCAGGACAACAAAGGCAGCAGCAACAGCAGCAGCAACAGCAACAGCAACAAGCGUAACAGCAGUGAACUAGCAGCAGCAACUGCAACUCAAAGCAAAACUUGCGCUGUCACAAACAGCCAGCAGAGUGGCAAUGAGCAACAGCAGCAGCAACAACCAAUCCAAAGACUUAGCAAUAGCUUGCAACAGCAACAACAGCAACAUAGCAAUAAGGAAAAUACACUAAGCAACACCAAGAGCAACCACAGCAACAGCAACAACAACAACAACAAAAGUAACUACAAUAAGCCGCGCUGUAAUUAUUGUAAAUUACCCGACGACGCCGAGCCCCAAACGAACAACACAAACUCAAACGCAAACACAAACACAAAUACAAACUCGAAAAUUGAUUCACCGAAGUCGUCGCAGAAUAAAAUGACAAUUACGACAGCGGCAACAACAACGAACAUUGCCGCAACAGCGACAGCCAGCGAGUGUGGGUUGACACUGGCAGCGGCAACGGCAACAGCAGAAGAGUUGGUGGGUGCUGCCACAGAAGUGCUGUGCAGCGAUAAACCAACAUUGACAGCGACAUCGAUGUUGUCGACGCCGACGCCACCAACAGCAACAACACCUAAGCCCAGCAUAGCAGCACGUCCGACCACGCCCAGCCGCCUUAAGACUGUGAUCAAAACGACAAUGGUGAAGCGUAGUCCUAGCCAUGACUCAAAUGCGCCAGCAACUGCUGCGAUGCAGCAUAUGCUGCAACCGAACAGCUGCAACACCAGCAACCAACACGACGAGCCCAGACGUUCAGUUAGGGAGCGCAUCGCCGCCUUUGCGGCAGGAAAUGAGCAACAACAACAGCCAAGUGGCGGCAACACGGCGCGGCAACAUGACAGCGCCAAGAAAUUUAGUAAAAUUCAGUGCAAUACAAAUCAAAACAACAUGACAAGCGAUGUGAAAAGUGCAAUUAGCGGUGGCAGCAACACCAGCAACCAGCAGCAACAUCAAACGCUUAUCAACGGCAACGGCAACAGCAGCAGCAGCAACGCAACGCCGCCAUCGCCGGCAGCAACAACAGCUGGCAACACGUCAGUCUGCAGUGCGACUAUCGCCACUGACACGACGCGCUACAAAUCGGGAUUAAGUGAUGUUGUGGCCGACGAGGACGUUGAUGAUACAGCCACAUCCACAUCUACAGCAACUGCAUCAGUAACAGCAACAGCAGCACCAUCAACUCCAGCAGCAACAACAUCCAUGGCAACUGCCACUCCUGCGGCAGCUGCAAGCGUUUUUAGCACCGGUUGUGCAACUAUGCCGCGAACUCGCCAAUACGGAAGCAAUGCUGCAGGAGCUGGUGCAACAGCAACAGCGGCAGCCAACGCCGUGACAGCUGAUAAGAAAUUCUUAAGCCUUGCACCCGCUGCAACACAGCAGCAGCAGCAGCAACAUGUGCAUCAUAAGCUGCAAUUAGUCGAUAAGCCCGAAUCGCAAUUGACUGCACUCAACAAUCUGGACUUGGCGCACCGAUUCGACCUGAUCGAUGACGAUGCCGAGGAUCCAUAUGGACCACUCGAGGAUUAUUUAGAGCGUGUCAAACUGGAAAUCAACGAGGUAUUCGAGUUGCGCAAAGCGCAGCGUCUGCACCAACAGCUGAUGGAUCAACUGGACGCGGCGCGGCAAGCGGCAGCAGCAACCGAGCAGCUUGAUGAAUUGUCGCGUUCUACGGAAUCUGAUAGCGGCUUUGACAGCAGCAGCACAACAGCGACAACAACUGCAGCAGCGACAGCGACAACAACAGCAACAGCAACAAGCAAACCAGUGACAACUAAACUUAGAGCAUUGCCACCGCCUCCUCUAAGUCCCGCUGAACAACCAAGUCGCCGCCCUUCGACAACAGCAAACACAGCGUCGCAACCAGAUGAUGUGAACAUUUGGGCAAACAAAUUUCUACGUGAUUUGGACAAUCUGAUGGGUGGCGAUAAGGUGCCACCACAUCUAGCAGGAGCAACUGGCAACUCGCCCACAUCGAGGACUGCGCCCAUGUUGCUCUCAGCGGCAGCCAGCGCAGCGUUGCAGAGUCGCCUCGGCAAGAGCACAGCUAACAACGGCGAGCAGCAGCAGCAGAACGGACUCGUCUUGAAACCGGAGAAGCAUGCAACCAUUCCUUUGCAAUCGUUUAACCUUGAUUGCGGACGCACUGAGGCGACACCGACAGCAACCAGCAGGCCAAGCGUUGCCUAUAUGCGAACUCUGUCGGCGCCCGGCGGCCAAGUUGCCGCCAUGCCGUCGCGUAAUGCUUCAAUUGGGGGCCCAAGUCAGCGCAAGAGUCUCGCGUUGUCCGCGUUUAAUGGGCAUGCAGAGACGUCGUCAUCGUCGUUGCCAUCGUCAGCAACAACUCAUAAGCUGACAAAUUUCCAAAGUGCAUUGAAAAUCGAAGAGCUUACGGCGGCAACAGGUGAAGCAGCAACCACUACAACAACUGCGACGACGACCACCAUGGAUGAUUUGAAAUCUAGGCGACAGCUGGAAACGGCGACGAUGCCAAUGCCAAAACGGGUGGGCAUUAAUCUUGCAACAACGUCGCCAACAUUGACGAGCAGAAAUGUUAUAACCCCGCCGCCGCCGGCGUCAGCAAAGCAAACGGCAGCCGCUUCGGCUUCAGCUGGCACUCAACUGACCUCGGGGAAAGGCGCCGCCACGCCUGGUUAUCUGGUGGAUGUGACCAAAAAAGGCUCGACCUCAACCAUAUGGACAUCGGAGGAGUCCAUACUGCGCAGCGUUGGCGCCGUCGAUGAAGACAACAACUCGACUUCGUCGUCUUCGGCCUGCGAGGAGGCGGCUGGAGUGCUGAGUUCCGGCAAGUCGGGCAUCUCGCUUGACUCCUCGGGACUGGACAACGACAACAAUGAAAGCGGCAUUGGCACGGCAACGCCACCCAAGGACAUGUCCUACUGGAAGAGCCACCAUCUGCAGCAUCAUCAUCUUCAUCAUCACCACCACCAUCAUCAUCAUCAUCGCACUGGCGCCAGCAGCGCACCCGACAACGAAUCCGUGAGCAGCCUGGAGGCGUUGCGUAAAAUGAAAUUCCAAAAGAGCGGCUCGGUGGCCUCCUCCGAUGAUCCCGAUCUGCUCGAGGUGCUCAGCUUGUGCGGCAGCGGCGGCGAAGCGGCUAACGAGUCCCAAGACGAUAUGCUGGACGAUCAAGGCGGCAAGCAACUGCCCGACAAAGCUGCUGCUGGCGAGUACGACGAGUGCCAGGAUGAGUUCGAGUUGCCGCAGCAUUACUACGACUGCGAUUGCACCGAUGGCGAUGCGAGCAGCGCCAGCGGCGGAGGAGGAACUACCUCGAUUACCACGCCCGUGGUGCUGCGACGCAAGUACAGCGCUGCGCCGCCCAUCAUGGUGCCACUGCCCAGUGUCCCGCGUCGCAAUCUGCGUAGUUUGUCGCUCGACCAUCAUCAGCCACAUCAACAGUUUCUGCUGCAGCCACGCAAGCUGCUAGCGCGGCACAAUCACAAGGAGCGCGCUCAACUGUCGCUGACACUGCGCCAGGAGCCCUUCCAGUCGCUGCUCUCGCCCAACGCCACGAACGUCACGCAGCUGCAUCACUUCGUGGAGCUGCCGUCGCCAAGCAGCGCUUCGCUGCACAGCGAUGCAGGCGGCAUUCAGGAACUGACAACCAAAUCGAACUCGGCGCCGCUGCUGCUCAAGGAGCGUGAGCACAGUCGACGCUGUGAUGACUUUGCCGCCCAGCACUUGACGCUGCGCUAUUCUCGUUCACAGAGUGAUCGCUAUUUAGCAGAAAUCGAGGCCGUGGAAGCUUGCAAAUGGCUGCGGGCGGCAGGUUUUCCGCAAUACGCGCAGAUGUACGAAGAUCAUCAGUUCCCCAUCGAACUGAACAAUGUAGCCAAAGAUCACACCAAUCUAGAGAACGAUCAACUGCAGUCGCUUUACCGACGACUCUGCGUUCUCAAUCGCUGCGCCAACAUGCGACUGGAUCAGUCCCACAAGCCGCAGACGCCACAGCAAAAGGAGGAAUCGGAUGAUGAGAACUUUGCGCUGAGCGAGAAUUGGACAUUCCAACCACACAUUCGACGCUGGUCGCGCAUUGGCGAAAUGGGACUCGAGCUGCCGCCGCCAGGACAUCUGAAUCUCGAGAAAACCGAGAGCAGCUCAAAGGAGUCGAGCCCAGAUCGCUUCGAGGACGACAGCUACGAUUUGGGCGGCGCUGGCAUCACACUGAUGAUACCCGGCUGCAGCAAAGGCGAUCCCAACGAUCCUAAUUCCCUGCACGAUGGCUCCGAUGGUUCGGCCGCAACUCGCUUGCGUCGCACCGGCAGCGAACGCUUUAAGGAUGGCGCCAAGGCGUUCUUGCGUCGUGUGGAGUCCAUUAAAUCGCGACGUCGCAAGCGACAGAAUCGCGAGAAUGUGGUCAUCAGUGGACCGCAAGUGCUCGAUCUGGCACAGCUCGGACAACGCAGCAGCUUACGCAAACCCGAUGCCGUCUACUCCACACCGCCCUCGCCAUCGGCGCUGAGUCCCAUACACACAUUCCCCAAGGCGCCGUUCUUUGGCAACGAGCUGAAGGUGCCCAGCCACAGCGAGAACUUCCUGAGUCCCAAUCGUGCCAGCCCCAAACGGACGCCGACCACGCCGCGUUCGAUGCGCACCAGUCCGCUGCACUUCUUCUCCAGUCCCAUGACCCAGCUGAAAGAGGGCAAGUCGGAUGAUUCCUCGUCGUAUUACAGCGACAGCCAGGAGUCAUCCACGGGCGGCAAACUUUCGCUAUCGUUGCGCAAACCCUCGAAGGCGCGACGUUUCCUGCAGCGCUCGGGCAAGGUGGAUGACAUUGGUGCACAUUCGGAUUCGGAGUGUCAUCAGGGACGCAAGCUGCUCAUCAAGGAUGCCAAUUCCAAUACCACCGAGGUCAAAAUCAAGAAGCUGACUCGCGGCGGUUCGCUUAAUCUGGGCAAGGAUGCCAAGAAGCGCGAUGGCUUCCGUUCCUCAUCGUUCCGCUCGCGCAGCACAUCGCGCAAGGAGCCCAAGAACGAGGAGGAACACGGCAGCAGCAGCGCUAAGCGACAGCCGGUGGUGCGUUAUCACAGCUUCCAGAUGGAGGAGCGUCCCAACAUGAUCUUUCGCAAGUGCUUCUCGCAAAAGAUCGAGCCGCAGGCGCAGCAAGAGGAUGCCGGCAUCCCAUUCGCUGCCAUGUCCGCUGGCCAGCUGCAGAUCAUACGCAAGUUGGCACUGGUCACGCUCACCGGUCACAUGGAACGCUACUGUCCCACGCAUCGAUCGGGAUGGAACUGGGAGCUGCCGAAGUUCAUCAAGAAGAUCAAAAUGCCCGACUACAAGGACAAGAAGGUGUUCGGUGUUCCCCUCCUGCUCAUUCUCCAACGCAGCGGACAAACGCUACCGCUGGCAGUGCGUGCUGCACUCCGCUGGCUGCAGCUGAAUGCUCUGGAUCAAGUGGGACUCUUCCGCAAGAGUGGUGGCAAGUCACGCAUCAUGAAGCUGCGCGAACAGAUCGAGGUCACCGAAUCGACCGCCGAGUGCAUGGAUGUCUUUGAUCUGCAGCAGGCGUACGAUGUUGCCGACAUGCUCAAGCAAUAUUUCCGCGAGCUGCCCGAAUCGCUGCUGACCACCAAAAUGUCCGAGACCUUUGUGGCCAUCUUCCAACAUCUGCCUGCUGAGGUGCGUCUGGAUGCGGUGCAAUGUGCGGUGCUGUUGCUGCCCGAUGAGAAUCGCGAGAUUCUCUAUGUGCUGUUGGAGUUCCUCACCAUUGUGGCUGCCAAUUCGGCGCAGAACCAAAUGACCAGCAACAAUCUUGGCGUCUGCCUGGCACAGUCCAUCUUCCACUCGUCCAUCUCCACGGGUUCUGCCUCGGUCUCCGCAUCUCCGCGUCGCAAGGGCAAAGGCUCCGGUAUGCCGGACAUGAAGGAGCUGGCGGAAGCGAAGGCUUCGCAUGAGUGUCUUUCCUUCAUGAUCGAUCACUACAAGCCCAUCUAUACUGCCGCCAAGGAGAAGCUCGGCAAGUGCAACUUUGGCUACAUGGAGGAAUCCAAGCCGGUGCCGCUCGAAGCACUAGGAGAAGGCAUGCAGUUCCACAACUGGCGUGGCUAUCUCUACGAAUGCACCAGCGCCACCAUCAAAGAGGGACGCGAGAAAACUCGCGGCUGGUUCACCAUUAGCUCGCUGAACGACAGCAAUGUCGACAUUUCCUACAAGAAGGUGGGCGAUGGUCAUCCGCUGCGUCUGUGGCGCUGCUCCACUGAGAUCGAGGGACCGCCACGCGAAGUGCUGGAGUACAUCAUCAAGCAACGCGCCUCCUGGGAUCCCAAUCUGCUGCAGUGUCAGACGGUCAAGAAGCUGGACGAUCGCACCGAGAUCUAUCAGUAUGCGCUCGAUGGCCAGCUGACCACCGACUUCUGUGUGCUGCGCUCCUGGCAAACGGAUUUGCCGCGCGGCGCCUGCGUUAUUGUGGAGACGUCGAUUGAUCAUGCCAAGGCGAAGCCGUUGUUCUGUGCCGUGCGAGGCGUUGUGCUCGCCUCGCGUUACCUCAUCGAACCCUGCGGCAGUGGCAGAUCGCGUGUCAUGCAUCUGGCGCGUGUGGAUGUCAAGGGCAAGACACCAGAGUGGUACAACAAGAACUAUGGACAUAUCUGUUCCCACUACUUAUCCCGAAUACGUCUGGCCUUUAAGCAUGUAGCCGAUGGACCCGAGAGCAAAGUGUAAUCUGAGUGUUUAGUUGAUAGUCGAAACAAACAAAACCCGCACGCAUUUCGAGAACCCCAACGAGUAUAGAAAUCCAAAUGCAAACAACAUUUUGGACCACGACGAGCUUAAGUUUCGCAACUCAAAGCCAAGCAAAACAUGAUAGAUUUACACACAUUUAUAUAUACAUAUGUAUAUAUUUUUGUAAAUAUUUAACACGUUACGAUAAUUCCAAAUCUUUUUUAUUGCAAGCAAAAACAAAAACUUCAAUACGUUUCCGAACGUCGCGUAUAACUAUAAUUUACUGUAUUAUAUUUAUAUACUAUAUGUGGUCUUAAUUUAUAUACGGAUACUUUACUACUUUAUUACUUACUUUACAAACCGAAAUCUAACAUCCAAAAUACUCAAUACAUAAAUAUCACAAAUGUACUUUUACGAUUUCUAACUAAAGUUUCAAGUUAUGUUUAUGUCACCCCUAUAUCUUUAAUGUUAAUUAGUUUGUAGUCUUCUCAAUGUGUAAAACGUUACAGCAACAUUACAAAACAAACAACAUUGUUCUAUGAAAUCUGAUGCAAAAUGAAAGCAAAAACAAAAGAAACGCAACAUUUUAAUGUGUAAAGCAAAAUCAACUAGUCAAAUUCUAUAAACUUAAGUUAAACUACUACUAACCCCAAUUACACUCAACUAAAUGGUUUACCAAGCAACAAGUUGUCGAAAAAUUCCACUGAGAGGAACAAGUAAUUAAUUUUGAUUGAGUAAUAUUAUUAAAAAUGAAUAAGAAAUGAUGAAAUAUGUGUGUAGCAUCGGAGUUAUUGAUAGUCUUAAGCACUGCGCGUAUAUAUUGUUGAUGUAUAAUGUACGAUGUAUGUAUGUAGGAUAUAUACAAGUAUGAACCUUAUGAUCCUUGAUCGAUAUACUGUAAAUGCCCAUUUUGGCGAUAUAGUUUUAUUUAUGAAUAUGUAUGUAUAUCUAUCUAUCGUAUCCAAUCGUAUCAUAGAAACAUAUAUGUGUACGAGUUAUCAACUACUACAGGCCGUAAUGACAAAUAAGAACUAACAAGCCAAUGUCAAAAAAUAAAUGGAGCAUAUAAUUAUGUAUUACAUACAAAAAUAUAUAAAAAAAAAAAUUAAAAGGCAAAAAAGCAAACACAAUAAAAUUACUAUGAAAUGUGCAAAAUAAA